Messenger RNA from Myxocyprinus asiaticus (Chinese sucker), 337 nucleotides. Its product is annotated as stress-associated endoplasmic reticulum protein 2-like. Gene Ontology annotation, cellular component: endoplasmic reticulum. NCBI's taxonomy places the organism in Eukaryota, Metazoa, Chordata, Actinopteri, Cypriniformes, Catostomidae. The record is from RefSeq and is a predicted model, not a curated record. The transcript has 3 exons. Gene Ontology annotation, biological process: endoplasmic reticulum unfolded protein response. The coding region runs from base 1 to 198 and encodes 65 amino acids.
AUGGUCGCAAAACAAAGAAUCCGGAUGGCAAACGAGAAGCACAGCAAAAACACCACUCAGAGGGGGAACGUGGCCAAGACACUGCGACCACAAGAGGAGAAAUAUCCUGUAGGGCCAUGGCUCUUGGCACUCUUUGUAUUUGUAGUUUGUGGAUCAGCCAUUUUUCAGAUCAUUCAAAGUAUUCGAAUGGGAAUGUGAGUCCCAGCAUUCUUCACACUCUUUCCUGCAUCUGAAUGACAUUCUUUGGUGAUUGGAUACAAACCAACAGAAGCCCAGAUAGUUAAAAUCCUUCUUGUGGGUCAAGUGUACAAUAGUACAUGACAUUGUCACAUGUGCU